AGUCAGCACGGCGGCUGCGAGGGGGCGGAGGAAUAUAUAAGGGCCCGGGCCGAACUGGGGGGGUUUCAGUUAGAGACGCGAUUCCGAGGCGAAGUAGCGGCGACAGCGACAGCGGCCCAGGCUAAUUCUACGUCUAGUGAAUCCGAAUUUCUCUACGCGGAGCGGGACCUCCCGACACGAUCUCUCGUUAUGAGUCAUGUGGCAGUGGAAAAUGCCCUCGGUCUAGAUCAGCAGUUUGCUGGUCUAGACUUGAAUUCCUCAGACGAUCAGAGUGGAGGAGGUACAGCAAGCAAAGGCCGGUACAUUCCUCCUCACUUACGGAAUAGAGAAGCUUCAAAGCAGGCAGGUAAUGCCUAUAACUAUGCGGCAAACUACUAUUCCAAUUCGAUGCCACCAAGAAGCUAUUCCCCCAGCUGGGACUCUCGUGGAGGUAAUGGCUAUAUGAAUGGAUAUGAUCGUGACAGCCGGAUGAAUGGCUACGAUCGUGAUCGUGGUGUGUUUGGAUCCAGAGGAGGAUCUGGACGUGAUGACAGAGGAUUUGAUGGUGGGUGGAAUGCUGGCAGAGACAGGGAUGCUGCAUACAGUAGCUUUGGUGCAAGGAGUGACCGUGGAUCAGGAAAAUCAAGCUUUUUUGCUGAGCGUGGUAAUGGUUCAAGAGGAAGGUUUGAUGACCGUGGUGGAAGAGGCGGUGAAUUUGAUGGCAUUAGCAGUCGUGGUGGUGAUAGAAGUGCCUUUGGCGGCAGAUUUGAUCGUGGUGGAAACAGUCGUUGGUCUGAUAAAAGUGAUGAAGAUGACUGGUCCAAACCACUUGCCCCAAGUGAACGUGUGGAGCAGGAGCUGUUUGCUGGUGGGAAUACUGGCAUUAAUUUUGAGAAGUAUGAUGACAUUCCGGUUGAAGCAACAGGCAACAACUGUCCUCCACACAUUGAGAGCUUCAGCGAUGUUGACAUGGGAGAAAUCAUUAUGGGGAACAUUGAACUCACCCGCUACACUCGGCCUACUCCAGUGCAGAAAUAUGCUAUCCCUAUCAUCAAAGACAAGAGAGACUUGAUGGCUUGUGCCCAGACAGGGUCUGGAAAAACUGCUGCAUUUCUUCUGCCCAUAUUGAGUCAGAUAUAUACAGAUGGCCCGGGUGAUGCCCUCAGAGCAAUGAAGGAAAACGGAAGGUAUGGACGCCGUAAGCAAUAUCCCAUCUCACUCGUUUUGGCUCCCACAAGAGAGCUGGCAGUGCAGAUAUAUGAAGAAGCCAGAAAAUUUGCAUAUCGCUCCAAAGUCCGCCCCUGCGUCGUGUAUGGUGGGGCCGACAUUGGUCAACAGAUACGUGACUUGGAACGUGGUUGCCAUUUGCUUGUAGCAACUCCAGGUCGUCUUGUAGAUAUGAUGGAGAGAGGAAAGAUUGGACUGGACUUUUGCAAAUACUUGGUACUGGAUGAAGCUGAUCGUAUGCUUGACAUGGGGUUUGAACCUCAAAUCCGUCGUAUUGUUGAGCAAGACACUAUGCCACCCAAAGGUGUCCGUCAGACUAUGAUGUUCAGUGCUACUUUUCCAAAGGAAAUUCAGAUGCUUGCUCGUGACUUCUUGGAGGAAUAUAUCUUUCUGGCUGUUGGCAGAGUUGGCUCUACAUCUGAGAACAUCACACAGAAAGUAGUGUGGGUGGAAGAGUCAGACAAACGGUCAUUUCUGCUUGACCUCCUAAAUGCCACAGGUAAAGACUGUUUGGGAGAAAUCCAACACAACUCUAAUGGCUCAGGAAAAGAUUCCUUGACUCUGGUGUUUGUGGAGACUAAAAAGGGGGCUGAUUCUCUGGAGGAUUUCCUCUACCACGAAGGCUAUGCUUGCACAAGCAUCCAUGGUGAUCGCUCUCAGCGAGACAGGGAAGAGGCAUUGCACCAGUUCCGUUCAGGCAGAAGUCCCAUCUUGGUUGCCACUGCAGUAGCAGCAAGAGGAUUGGAUAUCUCAAAUGUAAAACACGUCAUAAACUUUGAUUUGCCAAGUGACAUAGAAGAAUACGUGCAUCGCAUUGGCCGUACAGGCCGUGUCGGGAAUCUUGGUCUUGCCACAUCAUUCUUCAAUGAGAGGAACAUAAAUAUCACAAAAGAUUUGCUAGAUCUACUUGUUGAAGCUAAACAGGAAGUACCAUCUUGGCUAGAAAAUAUGGCAUAUGAGCAGAUUCACAAGGGUGGAAGCAGUCGUGGGCGAUCAAAAGGCCGUUUCAGUGGAGGAUUUGGUGCCCGAGAUUAUCGAACAAGUAGCAGUACCAGCAGCAGCAGUAGCUUUGGCAGCAGCCGCACAAGUAGUGGGCGCAGCGGUGGCAGUGGUGGUGGCGGUGGCCAUGGAGGCAGCAGAGGAUUUGGAGGUGGAGGUGGUGGCUAUGGCGGCUUCUAUAACAGUGAUGGAUAUGGAGGAAACUAUAACUCUCAGGGGGUAGAUUGGUGGGGCAACUGAUCUGCUUGCUGCAGAUUCUUACCAAACAAGCUAAUAUGGAAACCACAUGUAACUUAGCCAGACUAUACCUUGUGUAGCUUCAAGAACUCGCAGUACAUUACCAGCUGUGAUUCUCCACUGAAUUUUUUUUAAGGGAGCUCAAGGUCACAAGAAGAAGGAAAGGAACAGAAGCCCUACUUUGAAGGUUUAAAGACUCCAUUGUAGUUGAGAUUAACUCCUCCACCCCCCUACUCCCGGACUGUAUUUAUAAUUUUGUGACUGAGGAUCAUUUGUUAAUGUACUGUGCCUUUAACUUUAGACAACUUUUUAUUUUGAUGUCCUGUUGGCUCAGUAAUGCCCAAGAUUAUCAAUUGUCUUGACAAAAUUACUCUACUUGGGCUUUAAAAAAAUCAAACCUUGGCACGCAGGUGUGAUACAACUUACAGGAAUCAUUGAUUCAUCCACUUUAUACUACAAAAAAAAACUUGUGCGGUGGCCUGCAUUAGGGCUUUGAUACUCAGAUUUGAAAAAAUAAAACAUCUUGAAGCAUAUCAAUGGAAUUAGUUUCUAAUGUGGCAAAACUGUACUAAGUUAAAGUUGAUUUGCUCACUCUAUCCUGGAUAGGUACUUAGAACCUGAUAGUCUUUAAUAAGCCAUUCCAGUCAUGAUGAUGAUGAUGAAGUGAUGUAUGGAUACAUGCAUACAAGCACUGUUUUAAAGUUAAUGCAAGUAAACACAGCAAUUCCAGUGUUUAGGCAGAUUAUUAAUGUGAGCUAGCCAAAUGGAGGCGGAACAUUACAGGGAAUGUUUAAAGGUCUGAACUUGAAAUAGUUUUUAGGAGAAUUCAUCUACUUAGACUUUUCAAAAUUGCCUGCCAUAUUAAAAUUGAAAUGGUAGAAUGGCUGACCACAACAGUGAUGGGUCCACCUUUUAAGGGCCUGACUGAUUUUUUGGGUCUUAACGCAUGCUAGUGUUGAUGUUUUUUGGUCAAGGGGGAAUGAACAGGAAGAAUUAUGCAGCAGGCUUUAUUUUAAUGCAGAUUCACAUUACUCUGUUCAAGCUGCGUUGAAGUGUUAACUGGCUUACUGUAGACUUGUAAAAUGGCUCCAGAAGAGUAACAAAUUCUGAGAUCACAAAGGUUGGAAUGUACAUAACUGCACAAGGUUUCAAUUCUGCUAUCAAGUGCAGUUUUAGUCAGUUUUAGUUGCAUAGGUUUCCAUUGUAUUUAGUCUGUUAUGCUGAAUCUGGCCAAAGAUAAGUAUUUCCAACAGUAAAAUGCCUCUGCCACUUAGUUUCUCUGAGCUAUCUUCUGCGGCCAGAGCUGUUACCAACUCUUAGUCUAAGUGGCAUAGGACAACAGCAAAAUCUCCUAAAGUGCAAUAGAUCUUUUCAAGUGUAUUGUGCCUUGUUCUAAACUUUAAGUAGGUGCACUUGACAGUAUUUGAGGUCAUUUGUUAUGGUGCUAUUUCAAUUAGUCUAGAUUUAGGCCCUUGUACAUUUUGCCCAUAACUUUUUACAAAAUACUUCUUUUAUUGCACAUUCAGAGAAUUUUAUAUGUCUUGUGUGCGUGUCCUUAACUUCCAAUCUUAUUUUGUCUCUUGGGAGACUGAACGCAGCUUGUCUAAGGAGGAGGAACUAGAUUCUAAAACUGGGACCAUGGGAAUAAUGGUUGGGAAGAAAACUUUGCACACGACAGAUUUCUAGAUACUUUUUGCUGCUAGUUUUGUGUAAUAUUUAUUGAACAUUUUUGACAAAUAUUUAUUUUUGUAAGCCUAAAAGUGAUUCUUUGAAAGUUUAAAGAAACUUGACCAAAAGACAGUA
Molecule: messenger RNA, 4245 nt
Organism: Podarcis muralis (Common wall lizard)
Lineage: Eukaryota; Metazoa; Chordata; Lepidosauria; Squamata; Lacertidae
Gene: DDX3X
Product: DEAD-box helicase 3 X-linked
Molecular function (GO): nucleic acid binding; RNA helicase activity; ATP binding
Source: RefSeq, a predicted model, not a curated record